Messenger RNA from Agrilus planipennis (emerald ash borer), 323 nucleotides. RefSeq names its product histone H4. The record is from RefSeq and is a predicted model, not a curated record. NCBI's taxonomy places the organism in Eukaryota, Metazoa, Arthropoda, Insecta, Coleoptera, Buprestidae. The transcript has a single exon. The annotation marks the transcript as partial. Gene Ontology annotation, molecular function: protein heterodimerization activity; DNA binding; structural constituent of chromatin. Gene Ontology annotation, cellular component: nucleosome. Gene Ontology annotation, biological process: nucleosome assembly.
CUAAAUAAAACCCGUAAACGGUUCGUUCGUUCGUUCAUUCAUUCAUUCAGAAAGAAAGAAGCCCAGCAACAACCGACACGAUGACAGGCAGAGGCAAAGGCGGCAAGGGAUUGGGGAAAGGGGGAGCGAAGCGUCAUCGCAAGGUCCUUCGCGACAACAUCCAGGGCAUCACGAAGCCGGCCAUCAGACGGCUCGCCCGGCGCGGCGGCGUGAAGCGCAUCUCCGGCCUGAUAUACGAGGAGACUCGCGGCGUGCUGAAGGUCUUCUUGGAGAACGUGAUCCGCGACGCCGUCACCUACACGGAACACGCCAAGCGGAAGACC